AUGGAGGCGGCAAUCGCAGAGGCGGACAGACAGCUGGCCGAGUUGCUGCAGCUGCAGCAGGUUCAACAGAAGCAAGACCUCAUGCGGCUCUCAGAAGCUCACGCUGUGUCUAACGCGGAUGCCGCGUUCCGCAGGGGCCUGGAAGAGCUGAUCCAGGACCACCUUAACACGUGUUUGGCCCUUGCCAACUGCGGCACGGCCACUCAACAUCCCCAACCUUACUUGAGCCACCCACUAGCCGCUGAGGGGCCAUCUCAAAGUGGCGUCCCGUCUGCCAGUGCUGUCGGUUCCCCCGAGUCGGCAAAUAACAGCAGCUCAGGUGGUGUUGGAAGCAGUGGGACGGCUUCUGAUGGAGCUGGGAGCAACUGUUGCAUGACCGCUCUCUGUGGAGGUGUCAGCGUGACGAUGGAUGACGCUACUCUGCCAUCGCUGCUUCGUGAUGCCUCAGACAGUAACAUUGAGAGCCAUGGUUUCAUCCCUGCUGUUGACAGCAUUGGGUUGGCUGGUUCUUCCGCCCAAGUGCACAAUGCCGUUGCAACGACCGUUGAAGACGUUGAAGCCGCAGCCGCGGCAGCUGCAGCUGUAGCAGGCAUCGCUGCCGCUGAUGUGGGUAGCAACGCGACAGGGAGCGGGAAUGUGUCGUCCUCCCCCACGCAAGAGGUUGUGGCUCAUGCGCAGCAGCGGUGGGACGAGGUGCAGGCGGAUGCGGAGGCGAUCAGGCUGGCGCUGGAGCGAGAGGCGAGGGAGCGAGAGUUGCUGCGACUCGCAGAGCUGCAUGCCGCCAGCGUGCUCGAUGACGCCUUCCUCUCCUCGCCUCCCCUCGCCUCGCGCUCUCCCCCUGAGGACCCAGCAGAUUAUGCGAUAGCCGACCAUCCGGACGCGUCUGUGAUCCACAUGUGGCCGCCUCUUGAGCAGCCUCUGCCUGCUUAUAGCCCAGACGGGCAGACAGGAAGCCCUGAGGAGGUGCUUGAGAGUGAUGCGGAACAGACGAGUGAGGGAAUUCAGGUGCAAGGGGGGGUUACAAUGGAGGGGGUCGAAACGGCAGGCAGCACAGGCUCCCGCGGGUCUGUGCGCGGUCACUCGCCAGGCUACUUAUCUGCCUCGCCUGGCGGCAGCAACUUGUCAUCCUCCCAACCAUCACCACGAGCCUCAGCGCCGCUCGCGGCCAGCGUUGCUGUGCAACCCAGCGUUGUCAUGGGCGCGGACAGCACCAUGGAGCUGGAUGGGAGCAUGGACGGGGAAGCGCGUCUGAUGCAGCUGCUGCUGCGCGUGGAGAGGGAGCGGCAGCGGGAGCUAGCAGCACUGCUCUCCUUCAGAGCUGUCACCGAGUCCUCCUCACGCCACCGCCUCCAGGCGUGGAUGCAGCGCCGGAACUUGCUGACGCAGCAGGAGCCGGUGGAGGAGGAGGACGAAGAGCAGCCACAGAUGACCGAGGUGCAGGAGGAAAUAGGAGCGCUGCGAACGCACCGAUUUGUUUCUGGGAUUGAGUCUCAGUUCAGGUCCAACUUGGAGAGCCUGAUUGCUCUCGGCCCGACACGUGCAUGGCAGCAACGGAGCUUGCGGCAGUUUUCAGCAGCAGCAGCAGCAGCAGCAGCAGUUGAACACACCUGCUCAAGGCAAUCCGAGCGCCCCACAGGGCCAGGCUCCAUGGGCACGGGGCCUCGACUGCUGCCGCCUGCUCCCUCCCCUCCUCCUCCCUUCGGCACGCCUCCCCUAACAGAGUACAAUGAGGAAUUGCAGGAGCUUCUUAGCCGGCGCAGUGUGACAACGCUGUUGACAUCAGAGUUCCGCCACCGUCUGGAGCAUCUCAUCCACUCCUUCAUCACGCUGCGAAGGCCCUUGGCUGCUGCCACUGCCGUGCCUUCGCCUGCCGCCGUUUUAACCCCUGUGCAGCGCCGCCAGCAGCAGAGGCAGCAGCGACGCCAACAGCAGCAGCAGCAGCAGCAGCAGUCGCAGCCGCAGGAGCCAGGCCAAGUUAAUGGGAAUGAGAACGGGGAAUCAGAGGUGCCUGCUGGUGCAACUGCAGCUCGCCAGCCACCCAUUCCUCCCCCACCUCCCCAGACUCCCCUCUGGCAAAUGCCGCUCAACGCCCAUGCUGGCCCGCCCAUGGGUGGAGGGAUGGGAGUGCGUGGGGCACAUGCAUAUGGUGGAGGGUUCAACCAGCACCACACACAGCGCUACAUGGACCAUGGGUGGUUGGAGGUGCGUGACGAGGUGAGGGCCAUGGAGGCGAGGAUGCAGGAGCAGAUGCAGCGAGUGGAGCAGGCCAUGGAGGUGUGCCUCUCCAUGAUGUCUGAGCUGCAGCGCGCACAGCGCCAGGAGCUAGCCGGGGCACUGCGUCGCGUCUACGACUCCGGCAGAGGUGUGCCACAGGAGGCACUGGACGGACAUAAAUGGGCUCUCAUUCGCUCCGGCACUUGCUGUGUCUGCUGCGACAAACCCAUCGACUGCUUGCUGUAUCGGUGUGGCCACAUGUGUGCUUGUGUGGGGUGUGCAAACGAGCUCAAGAGGAGGGACCAGAACUGCCCCAUCACCAUGGCCGAGCCGUUGUCACAGGAGCCGAUGCACUCACAGGGACUAUACGGCGAGCGGGAUUCCACUCAAGGUCGAGGCGCCGGUGACCCGCUGCGUUUCCUGGAGUUUUCGACGCAGGGCGAGGAUGGGGAGUAUGAGUACGCGACGCAGUUCCACGAUCUCAGCCAGCCGUCGCGGCCGGACGGCGUGGGGAGCGGAGGUUGGGUGGACUCGCACUUAGGAGCGUCGAAUUCCGCGGAUCAUGCUGACGCGCUACGAGCGGAAGCAGCGUAUAGGAAUGACAGCGCCGCGAGUCAGGCCGGCGCGUUCGCGGAAAAUGGCCUGUCGGCGCGGGACGACGCAGGGCGGGCGGGGAUGGGCGCGAGCGAGGCCGGCGCAGCGGGUGGGAACGGCGUGGCCGCGGCGGAUGCGCUGAGCGCGGCGAUGAACGAUCUGAGCUUCGACGAGAUGGGCGAAGAGGACGCGAUGGAUUUCCCCGCCACGGACCUGCCGGAGCACGCGUGCAAGUACUGCGGCAUCCACAACCCCGCGUGCGUCGUGCGCUGCAACUUCCCCACGUGCCGCAAGUGGUUCUGUAACUCGCGCGGCAACACGUCCGGCUCGCACAUCGUUAACCACCUCGUGCGCGCGAAGCACAAGGAGGUGUGCCUGCACCGGGACAGCCCGCUGGGCGAGACCAUCCUCGAGUGUUACAACUGCGGGUGUCGCAACGUGUUCCUGCUGGGCUUCAUCCCCGCCAAGGCGGAGUCGGUGGUGGUGCUGCUGUGCCGCGAGCCGUGCCUGUCCGUGAACGGGCUCAAGGACAUGAACUGGGACCUGCUGCAGUGGCAGCCGCUCAUCCACGACCGCUGCUUCCUCUCCUGGCUCGUCAAGGUGCCAUCAGAGCAGGAGCAGCUGCGCGCGCGGCAUCUGAGCGCGCAGGCGGUGAACCGUCUGGAGGAGCUGUGGAAGACCAACCCCACCGCCUCUCUUGACGACCUUGACAAGCCCGGCGUGGACGACGAGCCGCAGCCCGUCGCGCUCAAAUACGAGGACGCUUACCAGUACCAAAACGUGUUUGGCCCGUUGGUGAAGCUGGAGGCGGAUUAUGACAAGAUGAUGAAGGAAGCACAGACCAAGGACAACAUCACAGUGCGCUGGGACGUGGGGCUCAACAAAAAGAGGAUCGCCUACUUCGUCUUCCCCAAGGAGGAGAGUGAGCUACGGCUGGUGCCAGGAGAUGAGCUGCGGUUGAAGUACCCAGGGGAUCCCAUCCACCCCGCAUGGCAGUCUGUUGGCCACGUGAUCAAGCUAACGCCACAGGAGGAGGUGGCGGUGGAGCUGCGAGCAGGCCAGGGGGCGCCAGUGGAGGUGACACACGGGUUCAGUGUGGACUUUGUGUGGAAGAGCACGUCCUUUGACCGCAUGCAGGCUGCCAUGAAGCUCUUUGCUGUCGAUGAAACCUCCGUCUCUGGGUUCAUCUACCACCGGCUGCUGGGCCAUGAUGUGGAGCCACACACGGUGCGCAACGUCAUGCCCAAGCGCUUUGGCGCGCCCGGCCUGCCCGAGCUCAACCACUCGCAGAUCUCAGCGGUGAAGAGUGUGCUGCAGAAGCCGCUGAGUCUCAUCCAGGGCCCGCCAGGCACGGGCAAGACAGUGACAUCGGCGGCCAUAGUGUACCACUUGGCGCGGCAGGAGCAGGGGCAGGUGCUGGUGUGCGCGCCCAGCAACGUGGCGGUGGACCAGCUGGCGGAGAAGAUCAGCAUCACCGGCAUCAAGGUGGUGCGGCUGUGUGCCAAGUCAAGGGAGAGUGUGAGCUCGCCUGUGGAGCAUCUCACCCUGCACCACCAGGUGCGCAAUCUGGAGGAGGCGGAGAAGGGCGAGCUGCACAAGCUCAUGAUGCUCAAGGAGGAACAAGGCGAGCUGUCGAGUGCGGAUGAGAAGAAGUUCAAGGCAUUGAAGCGCGUGGCAGAGAGGGAGAUCUGCCAGAGCGCAGACGUCAUCUGCACCACCUGUGUGGGCGCAGGUGACCCGCGCCUCUCCAACUUCCGCUUCCGACAGGUGCUGAUAGACGAGUCAACGCAGGCCACGGAGCCCGAGUGCCUCAUUCCCCUCGUCAUGGGCGCCAAGCAGGUGGUGUUGGUGGGGGACCAUUGUCAGCUGGGUCCAGUCAUCAUGUGCAAGAAGGCAGCCAGGGCGGGCCUCGCCCAGUCACUCUUUGAGCGCCUCGUGCUGCUCGCUGUCAAGCCCAUCCGCCUCCAGGUGCAGUACCGCAUGCACCCAUGUCUAUCGGAGUUCCCCAGCAACACGUUCUACGAGGGCACGCUGCAGAACGGCGUGGCGGACGCGGACCGCUGCCUGCCUGGCAUCGACUUCCCCUGGCCCGUGCCCAACCGCCCCAUGAUGUUCUACGUGCAGUUGGGGCAAGAGGAGAUGAGUGCGAGUGGGACGUCGUACCUGAACCGCUCAGAGGCCUCGCAUGUGGAGAAGGUCGUCACGCUCUUCCUGCGCAACGGAUGCAUGCCGCACCAGAUAGGGGUGAUCACGCCGUACGAGGGGCAGCGCGCGUACAUUGUGACGCACAUGGCGCGCAACGGCCCUCUGCGCCAGCAGCUCUACAAGGACAUUGAGGUGGCGAGUGUGGAUUCGUUCCAGGGUCGUGAGAAGGACCUCAUCAUCCUGUCAUGUGUGCGCAGCAACGAGCAUCAGGGCAUUGGGUUCCUGAACGACCCGCGGCGGUUGAACGUGGCGCUAACACGUGCCAAGUACGGGGUGGUGCUGCUGGGCAACGCCAAGGUGCUCUCCAAGCAACCGCUCUGGAACCUGCUGCUCACGCACUUCAAGGAGAGGGAGGCGCUAGUGGAGGGCCCGCUCACGAACCUCAACCAGAGCAUGGUUCAGUUCCACAAGCCCUCCAAGCCGCACUUUGACCGGCGCAUGCCAUCAUCGGGCAUGGUGGCGCUGGGAGCACCAGAGCCCUUCGUCCCCACGCUCACACCCACCGGCGGGUUCUCCCACCCAUCAUCGGACCUCAUGGCCCAGCAGCGCCACCAGCAGCACAUGGGGCAGCCCGCCUCUGGCGGGGGGAAGCAGGAGCAGGCGGGGGGCAUGCAGUCGCAGUACUCUCAGGGCACCAACCUGCCUGCUGACCUCAUGACCCAGGACUUCAACUAUCCGCACAUGCCCGAUCCGUCACUCGGCUUUGGCCUCCCCUCGCGCCCUCUCUCGCAGUCGCAGCAGCCUGGGCCCUUCUCACACCACCCAGCAGAUGGUCCCUCCACUCAGCACUUUGCCUCUCAGGCGUUUGGCAGCAACCAGCUGUUCACUCAGCCCUACUCGCACUUCACGCAGCAGCAGCCAUCGCAGCAGCAGCAGCAGAGGCAGGGAUCGUAUAACGGGUAG
Molecule: messenger RNA, 5916 nt
Organism: Closterium sp. Yama58-4
Lineage: Eukaryota; Viridiplantae; Streptophyta; Zygnematophyceae; Desmidiales; Closteriaceae
Source: the annotation of a GenBank genome assembly